CCAAGCAGUUUGGAGUGUGAGGCAGAGAGGGAAGGACUCUCUUCCGUUCCUAGGCCGUUCCUUGACUCUCUUCCGUUCCUUGGCGUUCCUGAGAAAAUUUGGCUACUUUUGCAAAAAAGGAUGCAUUUUGUACUUGCCUUUCCACUUAUCAGCCUGCUGCUGAUAUUCGAUGUUGUCUCAAGUCAGACCUGUCAGAACGCAAACUGGUGGUCUAGCCUCGACCGUAUAGGAUGGUCUGUGUGCCCAAAAAGUAAUACCUACCUCAAGGGGCUGUGGAGAAAUGAUUUCAGAUCUGGAGAUGAAAGAACUGGUCGAAUCGAAAUGGGAAAAUGCUGCCAGGCAAGUGUAGGAAGCAAACCAUUAGAGGAGCCGUCAAGUUGCUCAAAUGCGGACUGGUCGGCGGUGUUGAAAGGAAAGAAUGUGUGGGCGCUGUGUCCUGCUGGUUAUUACAUGAACGGCCUUCGAUUGGGAAAGGGACCACCUCAGUUCCUGAAUGACAUUGUAGAAGGAAAAUGCUGCCAUCCCGAGAGCCAUUCCCGCGCCACCUACGAAGACUGUUACGAUGAGAAUGUUCAACUUUCGUUUGACAAAAAGGGCUGGAGCGAGUGCAAAAAAGAGGGCUAUUACAUGACUGGUUUUUACAAAAGCAGCUGCAACUCCAUUUAUUGCAUUGAAACUUUCAGAUGCUGCAAAAUGAAGAUAGCAAGUUCAGAAUGUAAAAAGGCAAACUGGUGGAGCAGCCUGGACAGGCAAGGCUGGUCUCAGUGCCCCCAAACUAACACCUUCCUUAAGGGACUGUGGAGAAAUGAUUUUAAAGCAGGAGAUGAACGCGUUGGACGCAUCGAAGAGGGAACAUGCUGCACCGCAGACGAGCCAUGUUAUGCCGAUGAGCCUGCGAAUUGUAAAAAUGUCGACUGGACCAGACUGCUGGAUGGAUUUAACGUUUGGGCGCUGUGUCCGGCUGGUUAUUACAUGAACAGUCUCCGACUGGGCAAAGGACCUCCUCAGUUCCUGAGAGACAUUGAUGAAGCCAAAUGCUGGCACCCUGAUAGUCACCCUGACAGCUACGACAGUUGUUAUGAUGAAGAUGUGACCCAUUCGUUUGACAAAAAGGGAUUGAGCUCCUGCAAGAGGGAAGGCUAUUACAUGGCUGGAUUCUACAAGAGCAGCUGCAACAACAUCUAUUGUAUUGAAAAAUUCCGAUGCUGCAAGAUGAGCGUUGUCAGACCUGCAGAGUGUAAAAAAGCAAACUGGUGGAACAGCCUGGAUAGGCAAGGCUGGUCUGUGUGCCCCCAAACCAACACCUACCUCAAGGGAUUGUGGAGAAAUGAUUUUAAAGCAGGAGAUGAAAGAGUUGGACGCAUUGAAGAGGGAACAUGCUGCUUUGCAGACGAACCAUGUUAUACCGAUGAGCCUGCAAACUGUAAAAGUGUCGACUGGACUAGACUGCUGGAUGGAUUUAACGUUUGGGCGCUGUGUCCGGCUGGUUAUUACAUGAACAGUCUCCGACUGGGCAAAGGACCUCCUCAGUUCCUGAGAGACAUUGAUGAAGCCAAAUGCUGCCACCCUGAAGGUCAUCCUGAAAGCUAUGACAGUUGUUACGAUGAAGAUGUGAGCCGUUCGUUCGACAAAAAGGGAUUGAGCUCCUGCAAAAGGGAAGGCUAUUACAUGGCUGGGUUCUACAAGAGCAGCUGCAACAACAUCUAUUGUAUUGAAAAAUUCCGAUGCUGCAAGAUGAGCGUGGAUAUACCUGCAGAAUGUAAAAAGGCCAACUGGUGGAGCAGCCUGGACAGGAUAGGCUGGUCUGAGUGCCCCCAAACCAACACUUACCUCAAGGGAUUGUGGAGAAAUGACUUUAAAGCAGGAGAUGAAAGAGUUGGACGUAUCGAAGAGGGAACAUGCUGCGCCGCAGACGAACCAUGUUAUGCGAAUAAACCUGCAAGGUGUAAAAAUGCCGACUGGACCAGACUGCUGGAUGGAUUUAACGUUUGGGCGCUGUGUCCGGCUGGUUAUUACAUGAACAGUCUCCGACUGGGCAAAGGACCUCCUCAGUUCCUGAGAGACAUGGAUGAAGCCAAAUGCUGCCACCCUGAAGGUCAUCCUGAAAGCUAUGACAGUUGUUACGAUGAAGAUGUGAGCCGUUCGUUCGACAAAAAGGGAUUGAGCUCCUGCAAGAGGGAGGGCUAUUACAUGGCUGGAUUCUUCAAGAGCAGCUGCAACAACAUCUAUUGUAUUGAAAAAUUCCGAUGCUGCAAAAUGAAAAGAGCUUUGAAAUGAAAAGGAGACAAGUAAAACAGUUAACCAGGAAAAACAGAUCUGCAAAUCGACCUGGAAACAAUGGGAAUCGCCUAAAUUAUAAUUGAGGAUUGCCAAACUAAACGCAGGAUUAAGGGAAUAGUAAAGAAAAGGACAUUUUGUGGGGAAAUAGUAGUCGAAGGGGAAUUUCCUCUUAUGAAUUUUAGUUUUCCUAGGAACUUAAUCAAUAGUAUCUCGCGUCUGCAUUUAGGUGUUGGGAAAAAUAAAGGUAAUAAAAAUGAAGAAGUUGUUUGA
Molecule: messenger RNA, 2550 nt
Organism: Stylophora pistillata
Lineage: Eukaryota; Metazoa; Cnidaria; Anthozoa; Scleractinia; Pocilloporidae
Source: RefSeq, a predicted model, not a curated record